Molecule: messenger RNA, 1309 nt
Organism: Drosophila mojavensis
Lineage: Eukaryota; Metazoa; Arthropoda; Insecta; Diptera; Drosophilidae
Product: protein C1orf43 homolog
Exons: 3
Coding region: 99-1046 (315 amino acids)
Source: RefSeq, a predicted model, not a curated record
GGUUGCAAAACAUAAAUAAAUCGAUUAGGUUGAAUACAAAAUAGACCAAAUCUAAACAAAAGAAGUUCUCUUGUGAAAAAUACGAAACGCCCGCAAAAAUGGAACAGCUUUCGGGUGUUAUGAUAAUAAUUAUCAUAGGCGGUGGCGUACUGACUUUUGUGAUGCUCUUCAUAUUUGCCAAACGCCAGAUAAUGCGGUUCACGCUCCGUAGUCGUCGCGGUCCCCAUGUGCCAGUAGGCAAUGAUGCCAAGAAGGCGUUGCGCCGUGAAAUUGAACGCAGAUUGGACUGCAUACAAAAGAUAGCACAGGAGCCAAAGUUGCUAUGGACCGAUACCGACAAGUAUAUAUUGCAGCCAGGAACGGAGCAGGAACUGCCGCCCUAUUACUAUCGAAUGAAGGCCGUGGACGAUGUUAAAUUGGUAGAGGCGGAGAUAGCGCGUGCGGAUGGCAGCAUACGUCACGCCCAUGAAAGCUUGCGAGCCUUUCUAUUGACAACCCUCUCCGUUACGCUUAAUGGUACUGGGCAGCGCAUAAUACAUCAGUUCUGCGACACAUAUGAGCACGCGCGCCACGAUCCAAACGAAUUUGGAAAGGACGAAUACGAGGCGUAUCAUCAUAUGCUCCUGAAACUACUGGAAGCUGCUAAGCAGCUUAAAAACUACAAUUCUAGAAAGGCUUCGCCUGCACGUACACCACGUAAACAGAAAAUGCAUUCGUUGCUCGAUCCAGCUCGGCUGCGUCCGCCACCCGUCGUGGAGCCACAGAACGAGCUUGCAGCUGGUCAGCAUGCCAAAGUGAACAUGACGCUGGGACUGCAGGGCGAUGAACUGGUGGCUGCUGAGCUAGCCACCAAUCCAUUGCACUUGCAAGCACCUGCCGAGCGAGAUCUUAUAAUCCGGAACCGUAUAAAGACACCCACACUAGAUGAUAUUGUGGUUGAGACAACGGCGGAGCAGCCUCAUGGCGAUGCGAAUACCAGCAUUGCGGAGCAUGAAAUAAUGAGCAUCUCGUCGGUGCAGCUGCAGCGCAACUCGAGUGUUGUUUAAAGACAUUCCCAGAUGUCGGAACGCUCAUCUGCGUAAAUACUAACCAAAGUUGAGGUAAAAUAGGCACAUCAUGUCAUUUAUUUCUGUUAGUUUUUCGUAUAUGUUAUAUUAUUAUGUUCAUAUAAUUUUAAGAUAAUAUAUAAGUAAUUAAAUCUAAUUGAAUGUAUGAUCGUCAUUACUGAGACUAUGUAAAUAUAAUUAUAAUUAUUUGAUCCUAAUUUAAUUGUGUUUAGAUGUAAGCAAUAAAACUCAAGGUAAUUAUA